AUGGAGAAGGCGAGGAGGCGGCAGGUGCCGGCGUUCGGGGAGUGGAACUACUGCCACGGCUACGACGAGCCGCCGGCCGAGCGCUACGCCCCGGAGCCGGAGGACUGCAGCGACGUAUGGUUCAAGUACUCGCCGCCUCCGCGCAAGCCGGCGCCCAAGAAGACGAGGAGCGAUGUGGCCCGGGAGAAGCAGGGGAGGCGCGCGAAGGCGCCGGAAGGCGGCGGCCUGGCGCGAGCCACGUCCAGAGCCGCCUCCGCGUCCAGGGUGGUGCGGCCGGUCGACGAGGACCUGUACCAGGUGCCUCCGCCGGAGCUUGCCUCCCGCCGGUACCGGCCAAGACGGGUACGUACGAGCGGCACGGCCACAGACUUGAAUUGGCUCAGUAUGGUUCGAAGUGGAGCUGACUUUCUCUCUCUGGUCGGAUGA
Messenger RNA from Triticum turgidum subsp. durum (durum wheat), 426 nucleotides. The record is from the annotation of a GenBank genome assembly. Lineage: Eukaryota; Viridiplantae; Streptophyta; Magnoliopsida; Poales; Poaceae.